GUUUCAUAACAUCAUCCGUUCACUUCCGAAUACCUUUCAAUAAAAGAUGGACGGCCAGGAAUGUAUGGCCUACGCCAUCCUGCUCACCUAUUUCCUCCUCAUAUUUCUAUCAUUCGGCCUCGUCUUCAGAUCGCUCGUCGCCGGAAUACAGCUCGACAAGCUUUUUGAAGGAAAGGCCUUCUUCUUUCUCAGAUCGGCUCUGGGAGCACUGCUUUGCACAUGGUAUUUCAUGAUCCAGUUUAUGAGUUGGUCAUACCAAGAUUUCGCAGUAUACAAUUCACCAAGCACUGUCGGCCAAUGGCUAGCCAACACGGGUUUAUUCGAACAAGCUUGGUCAAUCGUAUGCAACGGCCCCGGGAACUGGUGGUGGUCAAGCUGGAUCUGUACUUGGACCGUCGCGUUCACCGCUAUAGUCUGGUUCGAGAGCGGCCGACGGGGCAUCACGUAUCCUUAUGCCUACAUGCUUCUCGGUCAGCUCGUUGCCAUGUCCGUCGCCACCUCCUUGUUCCUCGUCGCCCUCUCUCUCCACCCGCGUAUCCAUCCUUCCCCACGGACGAUUCCUCUCUACAUCGCGCUGCCCCUCGUCAUGGCGUUUGUCCCGAUAUACUUUUUACCACAGGACGUGGGGACCGGCAGGUUUAUGAAAAUGCUGUUAUGGCUACAUGGUGCCCUCUUUCUCGUACUGACCAGCCCCCCCGCGAGCGGAGAAGACGUCGCGUCUCGCAAAGGUGUAUCCCCCUCUUUUCUCAAUACAGUGUUCAUUGCUCUGGCCGGCGUCAUCCAUAUCCCCGCUACAAUUCGCCUUAUCACCGCCAUUCCCACCGGACAAUCACUCACCUCGUACCUCUACACCACCCUCUUCUCCCACCCAGCCCAAUCAUCCAUCUCCCUCGACGUCGUUUGGGUAUUCCUCAUCCUUUCAAUCUGGUCAGUCCUCUCCGGCUCAUCUCUUUCCCGAUUUCUCAAAUCCACGUUUUUCCUCUCCGGCCUCGGCCUCGCCCUUGUCAACUACACCGGUAUCAACUGGGGCCUUGUCGCAAGUAUAGUCCCCAUGCUUCUCCUUCUUUCCGUUGGCGGCUGUGCGCUGUAUAUCAACAGCCUCCGCAAAACCAACGCCCUAAAGCGCGCCACCCUCCUCGAAAAGAUGGGUAUGCCCGACAACGUCCUCAUCCAUGGCACCACCACAACUCCCCCUUACAUGAGCACCAAAAAAACCAUUGUCGGCUUCUGGCAUCCGUACUGCAACGCCGGCGGAGGCGGGGAACGUGUGCUCUGGGUCGCCGUCCGGUACAUCCAACGCCAAGAGCCUGAUACCCUCGUCCUCGUCUACUCGGGCGACUACCCCACCGCGUCGAAAGAGGAAAUCAUCGGAAAAGUCUAUGAACGCUUCUCCAUCGAGCUCGAUCCCGCUAGACUGCACUUUGUGCCCCUCAAAAAGAGGUACCUGAUUUCAGAUGGUUAUUGGAAGAGGUUCACCUUGUUGGGGCAGUCGUUGGGAAGCUUGGUGCUUGCUUUCGAAGGGCUAUGCGGAGAAGACGGCUUAUGGGGUGAUCUGUUCAUUGAUUCCAUGGGCUAUGCGUUCACUUUUCCCCUCGUUCGCCUUAUCGCCGGUUCUCAGAUCGCAAUCGGCUCCUACACCCACUACCCAACUGUCAGCGCGGAUAUGGUGAAGCGUGUAAAAGCGCGCACGGUGGGGGUUGAGAACGGUGGUGCGGCGAAGAGUUGGGUGAGGACAAAGAUCAAGCUUUUGUACUACCACAUCUUUACGUCCGUUUACUCCCUCUCCCUCCUUUACUGCCAACACAUCCUCACAAACUCCUCCUGGACCCAAGCACACAUCCAAUCCCUCCUCCUCUCCGCCCGCCAAUCCUUUCUAGCCUCCCUCCUUCUCAAGGAUGACCUCACACUAGAAAAACGUAGAGAGAGGGGAGAGCUCCAAGAAGGGGAUGACGCCGGCGAUACCAGGUGUGAAGUAGUGUACCCACCGUGCGAUACUCGAAAACUCUCUUCACUCCCCCUCUCCCUUCCCUCCCCCACGCCUAAAAGAGGUAGAAAGAGGGAAUUUGUGUCUCUUGCGCAGUUCCGUCCGGAGAAGGAUCAUAAAAAGCAGUUGGAGGCCUUUGCGAUUCUGUUGAAGGAACAUCCCGAGAUGAGAGAGGGUGAAGGAGGAGUCAAGUUGGUGAUGAUGGGCGGCGUAAGGGAUGAGGGUGAUCAACAACGGCUGGAGGGGUUGAAGAAGAUUGCCACAGAAUUGAAUAUCGAGGAUAACGUCGAAUUUGUGGUGAGCGCGCCGUACUCUGAAAUUGUACGACGGCUGGGCCAAGCCUCUGUUGGCUUGAACACUAUGAUGGACGAACAUUUCGGAAUCAAUGUCGUUGAAUUCAUGGCAGCAGGACUUAUCCCUGUCGUUCACGCAUCGGCCGGCCCGCUGCUCGAUAUUGUGGUCCCCUUUCACAACCAGCGUACUGGAUUCCACGCCACAACGGCCGCCUCAUUUGCAGAAGCCAUGUAUCAAGCAAUGACAAUGUCAGAUAAGGAGGCGAUGAAAAUGCGAAAGGCGGCAAGACAAGCGGCGGAGGAAAAGUUUUCGGAGAAAAGGUUUGAGGAAGGAUGGGAAAAGGGGUGGAGGAGGUUGACAGGGUUAAUAGGAGGUGUCGGCGUCGGCGAUGGCGAUGGCGAGGGCAGUAAAAUUGCAGGAAACCGGAAAAGUAGGGGUAGCAAGGGAACGAGAGAGAAGAGUUGAGAAAAAGAAUUGGCGAUAGACAGAUGACAUGUAUUACGUUGUGAUAUGGAGACACAACCAGGCCGUGAGAGCACGAAAGUGAUACUUU
Messenger RNA from Cryptococcus deneoformans JEC21, 2831 nucleotides. RefSeq lists its product as hypothetical. The transcript is spliced from 8 exons. Gene Ontology annotation, cellular component: endoplasmic reticulum membrane. Gene Ontology annotation, molecular function: GDP-Man:Man(3)GlcNAc(2)-PP-Dol alpha-1,2-mannosyltransferase activity. Lineage: Eukaryota; Fungi; Basidiomycota; Tremellomycetes; Tremellales; Cryptococcaceae. Gene Ontology annotation, biological process: protein N-linked glycosylation. The record is from RefSeq and is a predicted model, not a curated record. Bases 47 to 2743 code for a protein of 898 amino acids.